Cyclopterus lumpus (lumpfish) is the source of this 2156-nucleotide messenger RNA. It is a transcript of the gene coro6, whose product is annotated as coronin 6. Lineage: Eukaryota; Metazoa; Chordata; Actinopteri; Perciformes; Cyclopteridae. The transcript has 11 exons. Gene Ontology annotation, biological process: actin filament organization; cell migration. The record is from RefSeq and is a predicted model, not a curated record. Gene Ontology annotation, molecular function: actin filament binding. The coding region runs from base 128 to 1537 and encodes 469 amino acids.
UCCAGGAAACCGGAUCUCGGGGAAUAUUAUUCAAAGGAAUCAAAGCAGCAGAAGGUGGAGGAGUAGACCACUCAACAGAAACCGCGAGAGUUGUCCAGGGAAGAGGGGUCUCCCCAUAACCUGAGCCAUGAGUCGCAGCAUUGUGCGGCAGAGUAAGUUUCGCCACGUCUUCGGCCAGACCGUCAAGGCUGAGCAGGGUUACGAUGACAUUCGUGUUUCCAAGGUGACGUGGGACAGCUCCUUCUGUGCCGUCAACCCAAAGUUCCUGGCAGUCAUCGUUGAAUCCAGCGGAGGAGGAGCGUUCCUGGUACUACCCCUCUCUAAGUCGGGUCGUGUGGAUAAGAACUACCCGCUUGUGAUUGGGCACUCUGGACCUGUCCUCGAUAUCGACUGGUGCCCUCAUGACGACAACAUCCUGGCCAGCUGCUCGGAGGACUGUACUGCGAUGGUGUGGCAGAUCCCAGAUCACUCACUGACCCGCCCCCUCUCCGACCCCAUUGUCAUCCUGGAGGGACACUCCAAGCGUGUCGGUAUUGUCACCUGGCACCCAACCGCACGCAACAUACUACUCACUGCGGGCAGUGAUAACCUGAUUAUAAUCUGGAACGUGGGGACAGGCGAGCCCCUCAUCUCCAUGGACGACCACCCAGACCUCAUCUACAGCAUCAGCUGGAACCGAAACGGCAGCUUGUUUUGUACCACCUGCAAGGACCGACGUCUGCGUGUCUGCGACCCACGCAAGAGGGAGGUGGUUGCGGAACGCCUGGCUCCACAUGAGGGCAUCCGGCCAAUGAGAGCCAUCUUCACCAGAGAUGGAAACAUUUUCACCACAGGAUUCACCAGAAUGAGCCAGAGAGAGCUCGGACUCUGGGACCCGACACAUUUUGAGGAGCCCAUUGCACUGUUGGAAUUGGACACAAGUAACGGAGUGUUGUUACCAUAUUAUGAUGCUGACGCAAACAUGGUCUACCUCUGUGGAAAGGGGGACAGCAGUAUCCGUUACUUCGAGAUCACAGAUGAGCCGCCAUAUGUCCACUACCUCAGUACCUUCAGCACCAAGGAGCCCCAGAGAGGGAUGGGCUUCAUGCCCAAGAGAGGUGUGGACGUCACCAAAUGUGAGAUCGCUAGGUUAUUCAAGCUCCUUGACAAAAAGUGUGAACCCAUCACAAUGACAGUGCCCAGAAAAUCGGAUCUCUUCCAAGAUGACCUGUACCCAGACACAGCGGGGCCCGAACCCGCCAUGGAGGUUGAAGAGUGGCUGGAUGGCCGGGACGAAGAUCCAAUUCUGGUGUCCAUGAGGGAGGGCUACGUGCCGCCCAAGAGCCGAGAGCUCAAAGUGGCAAAGAAGAACCUGCUGGACUCCAGACCCACCACCCGGCGAAGCAUGUCCACUUUGGACACCGACAGUCUGCCGCCUGAGCUGCUUGAGAGGCUGUUGGAGGAAAUUCAGAAUCUAAAGGCCACAGUUUUGUCCCAAGAGAAGCGAAUCUGUGAUUUGGAGAAUAAGCUUUCCCAGUACACCAAUGGCACUGACUGACAUGCAUGGAACACACCUUUUGAAGAACUGGUCUAAAUUUCAGAAUUUCUAUAUGACUAUUAAAGAAAAACAUUUCCCUUGUCUUGACAAAGAACCACUCACCUCACUCCAACAGUGUUGCACCUUUAAAAGAUACCAUUGUGUAAGAAUAUGAAUGUGGAAAAUGUAAAUGUACAUUGACAGUGCAACACAUUUGAAUAAAUUACAUCUGUACUAAUACAAUACUGUUAGAGAAGAACAGGUAUACAAAAAGUAGCAAAACUCAAAUGACAGAAAAAUACAUGUCUGCAUGAAGUGGUUUGAUCUUUUUUGUUAAUCUCCUGAAACUACAUAGUACACACACAUCGCCAUCACUCAAGCAAGCACACAUGCUCAUCAUAUUUGCCUUGUCCCUCUGUAUCAAACAACCACUGACCGGUUCAUUAAAUAUCUCUGAAAACCUUUCAAAAUGUAAAUAGUGAUAAAAGGAAACCAUAGAAAGAAAAUGUUGAACUUGUAGCAAAUGUGAAAAGGAUAAUGUUUUGUGUUCUGUAAAAGAUUAUACACUAGGCACAUUAUGGCAACAAUAAAAAAAAACAGUGUUUUUUAAAAACUGCCUUGUCUGUCUAUCGAAGCCCAU